AUGGAAGGCCUUCGUUCAACAAAUGAGAUCAGUCAAUUUGAAGCAGUUACUGAGUUGGCGGAUAUGCUGCUUUUAGGCAACGAGGAGAGCCUUCCAAAUUUACCAAUCAAGGAGAUCGUUCAUGCUCUUAUUGUCUUGCUUCAGAAAGAACAUAAUUUCGAAUUAAUGCUUACUGCUGCAAGAUGUAUAUCAAAUAUGUUAGAAGCUUUACCACGUGCAUUACCUGUUGUUAUUGACACAGUACCAUACCUUCUUGAAAAGCUCAAACGUAUUGAGUGCAUCGAUGUAGCAGAGCAAUCACUGAUGGCUUUAGAAGUUAUGUCGAAAAGGAACGGGAAAAAUAUAAUGUUAGCCGGUGGAAUUGCAGCAACUAUAUCUCACGUAGAUUUUUUCUCUGUACCUUCGCAGCGUUUAGCUUUUCAAAUAGCUGCUAAUUGUGCAUCACAUGUAUCAUGCAGCGAUUUUGCACAAGUGCGUGAUUCAUUGGCUGACCUCACCCAACGGCUUUUAAUCGAGGAUAAGCGAUGUCUGGAAUCAGUUUGUUUGUUAUUCUGUCGUUUGGUGGAGAAUAUGCGCAGUCAUGAAGAAAAACUGCGGGAAAUAGCUGGACAGAAUCAUGCACUGCUAAAAAAUAUUCAACAAUUGCUGCUAGUGCAACCUUGUGCUGUUGGUCCCAGUACAUUUCAGGCAUUAAUUAGAAUGUUGCGUGCACUGGCCUCGCAAUGUAGUGAUCUUGCAGUUGCAUUAAUUUAUAUGGAUUUUGCUAGAACUAUCAAAUUUUUAAUUGUUGGGUCAAAGGAAGUUGAUCAUGCGGCUAUCGAAAUUGCUGAUCGUUCACCUUUGCAUUUACAAGAGCUUGUUAACUUAACUGGAGAAUUGAUGCCACAGUUACCUACUGACGGAAUUUUUGAAAUUGAUUCCGUUAUGUUGCGUUCACAAAGUCCAUCUGAUGACUCGCAACCUACGUUGUGGUACUGGAAAAAUGACUUAAAUCAGUGGUUACCGUUUAGUAAUUUCGACUCAAGGCUGAUAGAGAUGUCGUUUUCAACAAAUGAAAUAGAAAUAGACCUGCAAAUUAACGGUGAUAUUCAUAAAAUUGAUCUGCAACGGAUGGUGCAGCGGAAUCUUUCGACUGGUAAAGAAAGAUCUAUACAACGACGAACAUCUGUUUCAAAGCCAAAACCAACACCCGUAGGUAAUGAUAAACGUUUGGAGCUGAUGCAGACAGAGCCAUUAUUGUUGGAACAAGUCGUACAGUUACUUCUUCCGAUAUUGGUGGAAAUCGAUGGUAGUUCAAGUGGACCUGCACUACGAUACGAAAGUUUACGUGUAACCUUGCGUAUGAUUUAUCCAUCUGAUGUAAGAGUGUUAAAAGAUAUUUUGGCAACUCUCCCUCUCGCUGGACAUAUCGCCAGCGCUUUGGCUAGUGCAAGAAGCAAAGAUCUCUGUGUUGUGGCAUCAGCGUUGCAGCUGACACAUUUACUUUUGGAUAAAUUUCCAGAAAUGUACAAUCCGUUAUUUAAGCGGGAAGGCGUCGCGUAUGAAGUUGAAAAACUGUCGAAAAUCAAGCUUGAAUCACCAGUACCGUCUUCUUCAGUAGCUCAAGUAUCGCAUAUUGAUGAUCAUAAUAAUUCAGCGAUUGUCUCAGGAUCCACAACGCAAAGCUCUAUAAAAACUCGAACAUCGGAAUCAGUAGAAAAUUCAGCUUUCAAGCAAACUGUGAAUGCAAAAAGCCGUAAUGCUGGACAAAUAACAGUUUCUGCAGCAGAAGCUGGUCCAAGUUCUAGUAAUGCUACACGUGUUAUUGUGUCACCAAAUGGUGGCCGACAUCGUCGUAAAGCUUCACCGGAAAGCCCAAUUUCGCGUAAGGAAUCGCGUCGCAAAACUGCACCAUCCAAUUUUCUUCAUACAUUGCGCUUACCAUCUUUUCGGAUGCCGAGCACGUCAGCAUCAACUGGACAUUCUCCUCUUAACGGUAUUCCAUCUAAUACUUCGCUCUCUACGCUUAUCAGUUCCAUUUCACCAUCCAUACCUUCUGGACAUCAUUAUCCUUCGGGAUCUGGUAGUAGUUCGAUUGCUGGUGGUUCAUCAUCGGCUCAUACCUGCAUGACACGAGGGCGUAUGUCAGCCUUUAUGUCAUCCGCUAUUGGAGGUUCAUCUUCGACUGUUUUGAUGCAGUCAUCCAGUGGUCAUUCAUCAUUUAUGAUGCAGUCAUCUAUGAGUAGUGCAUCUGGUUUGAAUCAUCAGCAGCGUGAAAUGAUUCGUCAUUUUGUACGCCAAGAAGCUGAAUUCCUGAUGCAAGCGUACUUUUCAACACCAUUAUCAGGCGUUGACGGUGCAGCUCCCUCGCUUCUUAGUCGUCUUAUAGUAGUAUCUACUUCACUUGCUAGUAAUCAAGAUGUAGGAAGCAGUGCACUUACUGAGUUUAAAACCAUUUUACUGGAAAAUGAUGUGAGUGCCUUUGAACUGAAUCAUAGUGGUGUUCUUACUUCUCUAUGUACAUAUCUCACGAGCACCUCAUCAGGACGUCAUCCCCCUCGUAAACUUCGCCUGAAACGUUUUGUCGCUGUCUUCAUGUCCCUAACUCCGGAUAAUUUGAGGCCUGUGGAUGAUCCAGACAGCUGGUCCUCUUUUGAAAUUUUAGUUGCGAAAUUGCUUGCAUCAGUUGCUCAGCAGGAACAGUUUCAAGUAAAAGUUACUGAUGUGGGUGGAAUGUUAACUGGUAGUUCAGGAGGAUCUUUGCGUGGUUCACAAGCAUUGCGGUUUUUCCAAACUCAUCAAAUUCGAUGCAAUUUAAAGCGACAUCCAAGCUGCAAGGAUUUGAAAGAUUGGCGUCAUGGACACGGCUCUAUCAAGGUUGAUCCUUUUACUUCAAUUUCUGCCAUCGAAAAAUAUCUAUUGGAUCGUGGAAUUGGUUAUGUUCGUGCGGAGGAGUCAUCUGGUGAUGAAGAUAAUAGCGAUGAGGAAGAACUGCCUUCUGAAGGAUCUGCAUAUAACAUAAAUCCUCAACCUGGUCGAAUAGAAAUUUUAAUUAAUGACGUGAAGGUUCCAGGCCAUAUGUCAAUUUUACAGGCUUUAAGACAAUUUGGCCAGGUAAACUUGGGAGAAAGUACGGAUCAAGUGACCUCAUCUUCUACCGGAAUAUGGGUAAACACGCAUACUCUCCAUUAUCGUGCUGCUCCUCCGGCGUCAUCUGAAGGACCAGCAAUAACGGGACUGGUGAAGCCUGCUUCAGCGAAAUCCGAAAAGCGUGAACGACGUUCUAAGAUUAAUGAGAAACUAUGGAUUGAUGGCGAAGUACCACCCAGUCCAUGUCCUUUGGAACCUUACUUAAUGAACACUUUACCAGUCAACAUAACUGAUCCUUGUAUGUCUUCGCUGGUUGUUUUACGAUGUCUUUAUGCACUCAAUCGAUUUUGGUGGAGAUUAUUUGACGACGAGGAUAUCCCACCAAACACCCAUGCACCAAUUUUGCCUAAUACAGCUUUCCAUUCUUCGAAACUUAAUGCAAAAGUAGGACGUCAGUUAUCAGACUUCUUGUCUGUUGCAAUGCAGCAAAUACCUAGAUGGAUAUCUGAUCUGAUUCAGGCAGUGCCUUUUAUAUUCACAUUUCCAUCUCGACGCAAUUAUCUUUACUGCACAGCAUUUGGAAGAGAUCGAGCACUUAUGCAUCUUGUGAAUCAAACAGAUGGUGGUCACAAUGACGGUGAAAGUGGACGACUAACGCCGCGUCUUGAAAGGCGCAAGGUGUCAGUGCGCCGAGAUGAUUUGUUGCGUCAAGCGGAACAAACUUUUCAUCAUCUUGGGACGAGUCGAGCUAUGUUAGAAGUCGGUUUUGAGGGAGAAGCGGGUACAGGUUUUGGUCCAACAUUAGAAUUCUAUUCUGCAGUGUCACGAGAAAUACAGAAAUCAUCUUUGCGUCUUUGGCAUGGUCAAGUAGUAGCAUUAAAUCAAAAUGAUGGACCAGCAGCAAAUUAUACCGUAGCACCGGCAGGUCUCUAUCCUUCUGUAUGUCCACCGCAAAAUGCUAAACAGCGAGAUGCUCGCUGGAAGAAAUUUGAAUUUAUUGGUCGUUUGUUGGCUCAAGCAUUAAUUGAUGCACGCAUGCUGGAUAUACCAUUCAAUCCUGUAUUUUUCAAAUGGCUGUGUGGCGAAGACAAAAUGUUCGGUUUAAGUGAUUUAGAAGUUUUUGACAAAAACCUAUAUCAGUCACUGCGUGCAUUAAUUUUAACGGAUCCAAAUGACUUCGAUUCCCUUGAACAGUAUUUCACUUUGCCUGGUGAUGAAAAUUUCGAACUUAUUAAAGGAGGGAAAAAUAGACGGGUGACGAGUUCAAAUGCCGUUCAAUUCAUGAAGUUAGUAGCUCAUUGGCGGUUAGUUGAAGGUGUAAAGCGCGAAAUGGAAGCUGUACGCAAAGGUUUUGAAACUAUAAUUAAGAUCAAGGAUUUGUCGUGUUUUACUCCAGAAGAAAUGGAGGAACUGUUUUGUGGUUGUUCGGAAGAGACUUGGAAACGCACUUGGAAUGAAUCUGCCUUGCAGUCAGCGAUAAAACCAGAUCAUGGGUACACACAUGACAGUGAGCAGAUACGUUGGCUCAUUCAAAUGCUUGCAUCUUAUGACAACGAGCAGCAGAGGAAAUUUCUGCAGUUUGUUACGGGCUCGCCAAAACUUCCAGUUGGUGGUUUUCGUUCUCUGAAUCCCCCACUGACGGUUGUCAAGAAAUCAGGCUCAUAUGGAAACGGUGACGAUGAACUACCAUCAGCAAUGACUUGUUAUAAUUAUCUAAAAAUUCCAGCCUAUAGUACUUACGAAAUAUUUCGGGAAAGAUUCGAUGUUGCGUUACGUUUUAUCUACAGUUUUCAUUUAACGUAA
Molecule: messenger RNA, 4872 nt
Organism: Thelazia callipaeda (thelaziosis nematode)
Lineage: Eukaryota; Metazoa; Nematoda; Chromadorea; Rhabditida; Thelaziidae
Source: the annotation of a GenBank genome assembly